AGAAGCUGUAUCCAGUUGCUACAGACUGAGGAAGGCAGUACCAGCAGCUUCUUGUUUUUUGUAGCUACUUUCACAUCGAGACACAACGAAAGUCAACCAUGGGUGUGGAUUAUAUUGACUAUGACGAUUACACUCCAGACAACCAAACUGAGAACACCACAAUUAAUGAAGGAUUUUUGACUUUUAGUACAUCUAAGUCUUCUCUGACUCAUGUUCUUGUGGCAGUCAAUAUUAUUAUAUCAAUUGUUGGGCUUGGAGGAAACUUAUUAGUGAUUUGGAUCUGUGGAUGGAAAAUGAAAACUACUGUCGUCACCACCUGGUACAUGAGUCUGGCCAUUUCAGACUUUUUAUUCUGUGCCAUAUUGCCCUUUGAAAUAUUCUACAUGAUAACAUCCCAUUGGCCUUUUGGACAAGUCUUGUGCAAACUCAGCUCUUCCGUCCUAUUUCUCAACAUGUACAGCAGUGUGUUUCUCUUAGUUCUGAUCAGCGCUGACCGCUGUGUCAUGAUUUGGUUUCCUGUGUGGGCACACAACCACCGGACAGUGCAGAAAGCUUAUGGAGUAGUUGUUCUGAUGUGGCUCUUCUCUGCACUCCUGACAUUGCCCUCACUGAUCUUCAGACAAACAACAAUCCAUGGCUCAAUCACUCAGUGUUACACAGAGUACAUGGACCAUUCCAGACACAGGGCAGUGGCACUGAGUCGAUUCAUCUGUGGGUUCUUGAUUCCUUGCCUGAUGACUGUGUUCUGCUGCGUGGUGCUUGGUGUAAAGCUGAGAAGUUUGACCAUCAGGUCAAGAAAACCUUAUAAAAUCAUGGUGGCACUCAUUCUGUCUUUUUUCUUCUGCUGGGUCCCCUAUCAUACUUUUGUUCUCCUGGAGUUGGAUUAUAGGAACCACAGCCUGGAAGUACUUCAAACUGGGCUAAAAGUUGGGACCACCCUGGCUUCAGCUAACAGCUUCAUAUCCCCCAUUCUCUAUGUGUUUAUUGGUAAUGACUUCAAAAAAACUCUAAAGCGGUCUUUAAUGUCAAGGAUUGAGGAUGCAAUGGCAGAAGAUUUACGCACAGGUGGUCUCAGUCAAUCUAGGUGCAAGUCAAUGGAAAUAAUAAAAAACUAAGCUGACAUUUAGAUAACAUAUGCUAAGGAGUAAUUAACUGUAUAUGGAGAUUGCUGUAAAUUUGGAUGACAUUUAUGCACGUUAUUUUUUAUGUAAUGUAAAAUAUAACGUGCAUAAAAAAUAAUGUGCAUAAAUGUUAUUUUUUUAUGUAAUGUAAAGUUCAUGACAAAAUGACCAUUUGUUGAGACGACCACCAAAAGAUAGCUGAAGUGGAGGAUAUGAACAGGCCAUACUAAUUAUGGCAGCACAGAAGCAAGCCUUAAGUGCCAGGGCAAUUGAGGCCCAGAUCUACCACACCAGGACUAAGAUCCUGUGGGACAAAAUGAUGGUGGCCAACCAAAAAGACAUUGUGAUCAUGGAUAAGCAACAAAGGAAAGCCAAUAAAGGAGCGUGGGAAACUGGAGAAAUACUGAGGACGAUAUGGAGAGCUGGAGAAAGCAUGGAAGGUGAAGACAGCAGUAGUACCAGUGGUCACUGGAGCACUUGGGGCCGUGUCCCCAACACUGGAAAAAUGGCUCCAACAGAUACCUGGAGAAACAAUGGUAUUGAGGUCCUCUUUUAUAUGUGAAUAACUUUUGUGUUUGUGACCUGUUUUGUGUGCUGGAAUGUCUACCAGUGAGAUGUGUUUAGUUUGUUGCUGAAUAUCAAAUUAUUUGUAAUAAACAGAUUUUUUCAAUUUUGAAUUAAAGAAAAGUGACAAAAAUUCAAAAUCUCUGUGUUCUCUAUUAAUUCAGUGUACAUAAAUAAGUAACUAAUCCUGUUUGUUAUGUCAGAAGGAAAUAGGCUACAUAUUUAAACAUCUAUGAAAAAAUUAUCAUAUAAAAUAUUGACUUUAUUGUAUUUUUUUCUUGUACAGUAACUUCAAUAUUGAUGCAAACCCUUGUUUUUUUCAGGCAGUU
Messenger RNA from Melanotaenia boesemani (Boeseman's rainbowfish), 2014 nucleotides. RefSeq names its product chemokine-like receptor 1. Gene Ontology annotation, molecular function: complement receptor activity; G protein-coupled receptor activity. Gene Ontology annotation, cellular component: plasma membrane. The record is from RefSeq and is a predicted model, not a curated record. The transcript has 2 exons. Lineage: Eukaryota; Metazoa; Chordata; Actinopteri; Atheriniformes; Melanotaeniidae. The coding region runs from base 99 to 1115 and encodes 338 amino acids. Gene Ontology annotation, biological process: complement receptor mediated signaling pathway; regulation of calcium-mediated signaling; positive regulation of macrophage chemotaxis.